AUGACAAAGCCAGAGUGUUUUCCCGCCCUGCAAAAUGACGUUGUUCUACGGGCGGCCAGGGGUAUGCCGGUUCCAUACACACCGGUCUGGAUUAUGCGUCAGGCCGGCCGUUACCUGCCGGAAUUCCAGGCUGUCCGUCAGAGGCAUGGAUUUUUCGACAUUUGCCGUUCUCCAGAGCUAGCCUGUGAAAUAACUAUUCAGCCUAUAAAGAGGUUCAAUCUGGAUGCGGCAAUUAUUUUUUCCGAUAUUCUCGUCAUCCCGCAGGUUAGUUUUUAA
Molecule: messenger RNA, 276 nt
Organism: Dibothriocephalus latus
Lineage: Eukaryota; Metazoa; Platyhelminthes; Cestoda; Diphyllobothriidea; Diphyllobothriidae
Source: the annotation of a GenBank genome assembly